Messenger RNA from Uranotaenia lowii, 2468 nucleotides. RefSeq names its product peptide-N(4)-(N-acetyl-beta-glucosaminyl)asparagine amidase (gene Pngl). The transcript has 3 exons. Bases 202 to 2118 code for a protein of 638 amino acids. Gene Ontology annotation, cellular component: cytosol; cytoplasm; nucleus. Gene Ontology annotation, molecular function: peptide-N4-(N-acetyl-beta-glucosaminyl)asparagine amidase activity. NCBI's taxonomy places the organism in Eukaryota, Metazoa, Arthropoda, Insecta, Diptera, Culicidae. The record is from RefSeq and is a predicted model, not a curated record. Gene Ontology annotation, biological process: protein deglycosylation; glycoprotein catabolic process; protein quality control for misfolded or incompletely synthesized proteins.
UUCGCGUCAAUCGUUCGCAUGUGGUGUUUCUUCCUUCGCUUUCGUCAUUUUGCAGAGUUUCGAGUGGUUCCGUGAAGUGUUUCGCAAAAUCGACUUUAAUUGGCUCGUCAAAGUCGAUCCUUAAACCAAUAAAUUCAUUGCGUAACUUGAAGCGAUAGUUGCAUAUUUAUAUCACACGUAUAGAAACUGGUCCUAGCGUAGAUGGCGACCCUGCUGAACGAAUCGCUGGUCCUGGCGUUGGAGCGAUCCAACCCCAAGGACAGCUACGUGGCUGGAGCCGAAACCUUGCUCCGGUUAUUGGACAACAUCAUCCGGGAACCAGGGAACGAAAAGUACCGCUCGAUCCGGCUGGAAAACAAAACCAUCAAGGAAAAGCUGCUCUCGGUCAAGGGCAUGAAGCAGCUGAUGCUGGAAAUGGGAUACGUGGAAAAAAAUGGUACGCUAACGCUACCAUCGAACGUAAUCAUUGCGAAGAUAAGAAAGUAUCGAGACUUUAUCCAUGAACGGAAGGAUUCCGUACAGAAUCCUCCUUCGACUAGUUCCGGUACUGGCAGUCAAGUGGAUACAAAACUAAUUGAGCUGGUUAAACCGAGCACAGCGGCAUUCAAGCCAAUCGAGCCUCGCAUACGUGCUGGUGCAGCAUUUCAUCGUAGGAUAGCUUUUCCAAAGAUCAUCAGCUCUCGUAAUGCGUUUCUACAGCAGUUGGAGCUGCUUUCGGAUCAGGUGAUGCAGUACGAAGAUAAGCAAUUGCUGGAGAGCGCAAGGAGCAUGGUGCCGAUGGAAAAACUCCGUGAACGAGCCAAAGAAAAGCUAAGAAAAGCCCAGAAGCUGAUAAAGGCAGGGACGUACCCUGAAAGUGAUGAGCCUUGGAUGGUUGAUCUGAUUCUGGAAGAACUGGUGAGCUGGUUCAAGGCGGAUUUCUUUCGAUGGAUAAAUACGUUGCCCUGUUCGAUCUGUGGAAAUGAGAAAACUCAACAGGUGAGCAGUGGUGUCGAAGACGGUGUGCGGGUGGAAGUUUAUCAAUGUUGUGACCAACAGAGGCGAUUCUACAGGUACAAUGAUGUGGAGAAAUUGCUUCACACUAGAUGUGGUCGUUGCGGAGAAUGGGCUAACUGUUUUACAUUCCUGUGCCGGGCUUUGGGCUACGAAGCACGUUUUGUAUUUUCCACGGGUGACCACGUUUGGACCGAAGUUUAUUCGGAACGGAAACGAAAAUGGAUUCACGUUGACCCCUGUGAAAACGCCAUCGAUUCACCUCUGAUGUAUGAGCAUGGUUGGAAAAAAGAGAUCGCGUAUGUUUUUGCUUUCUCUCGCGAAGACAUUCAAGACGUCACCUGGAGAUACUCUAAUGAUCACUCGAAGGUGUUAAAACGGAGAAACAGCUGCACUGAGAAGGAGCUUCUCGAGACAAUUUUGAAAUUGCGAGAAAAACGAAGAGAAAGAGUAUCGGCACCGAGGAUGUUCUAUCUUAGAAAAAGGACACUAGAAGAAUGUCUUCAACUCAUCAGCACAAGACCAGCUAAUCAGGCCGAAUUAGAGGGUCGUAGCUCUGGAAGCAUGGAAUGGAGACUACAACGGGGCGAACAAAAGCUCAACACGUUUUAUAUUUUCAUUCCCAACGAGGCUGAGAUUCGGACUAAGCAGUUCAAUAUAAGAUAUUCCUGCACCAAGGACACCUAUCAACGGUUCAUUAAGGAACCAAGCAAUAGUCAGCUGACGAUAGUCGAAUCGAUCAAAAACUGGCAAUCGUGUCAGUUUACUAGUGAAAAUAUUUUCCGAAAGGAAGAACACGACUGGAAAAUGGUGUAUUUAGCUCGCACCGAAGGAACCGCCGAGGCAUUUAUAAGUUGGAAAUUUGAUUUUUCAAUCCAAGGCAUGAAGGUCAAAAACGUACAGCUUAAGUUGGGUACACAAAUCUACGAGGGCGCUAAGAUAGACAUAGCAUAUCUGAAAGAGGAUGGUACAAGGGUAUCAUCUCUACAGGAGCUUGCAGGUGUUGGAAAAUUUACCAUUCGGGCUCACUUGAGUGGCGGGAAAAUGUGGCAACAUGCACAAAUCUUUCGUCAAGGUAAGUACGACGACGGUUAUCCGUUCGAGCUCAAUGUACAGUUCAUGUAACGAAUGUGGUAUUGAAAAAUAUGCUUUUUGAAAAAAUGCCAGUGUAGUGAAUCCGGUAAACCCAUCUAAUCAUUAUACAAUAUACAAAUGUAAUAGAAGUGGUAAGUUUUUGAAUUGUGGUUUUAGCAUCCGUAUUCAAGGCAAACGUAAACGUUCCAAUUUUUUUUUCACCACAAAUAUAAUAUAAGCAAAGCGUUAAUAUAAUAAUUAGUACACUUUCAAAAGUAACGUGUAUAAUGAUGAUACAAUAGAUUUUAAGUGUCCUAUUUCUAGUCGUUGCUCUUGAUGAUUUUUAAAGCAAUGUAUCGUGCAUAUUACACUAUUAUUAUAAUAAAGCUAUACAUAAAACA